This is a messenger RNA of Chrysochloris asiatica (Cape golden mole), 2046 nucleotides long. RefSeq names its product cytochrome b5 reductase 4-like. Gene Ontology annotation, biological process: superoxide metabolic process; generation of precursor metabolites and energy. The transcript is spliced from 16 exons. Bases 120 to 1682 code for a protein of 520 amino acids. The record is from RefSeq and is a predicted model, not a curated record. Lineage: Eukaryota; Metazoa; Chordata; Mammalia; Afrosoricida; Chrysochloridae. Gene Ontology annotation, molecular function: heme binding; oxidoreductase activity. Gene Ontology annotation, cellular component: endoplasmic reticulum.
AAGUGGGUCGGGGGCUUGGCCUCUCCCGGCCGCGGAGCCGGAGCCGGAGGCCUUACCCAUAGAAGAGUCCAAUCAUCUGGUGUCGGACCCCAGGCAGGGCCUGGAUCGGGGGUUUCAAGAUGCUGAAUGUCCCUUCCCAGUCUUUCCCGGCCUCCAGCUCACAGCAGCGCGUCGCCGCCGGGGGACGUAGCAAGGUUCCUUUAAAACAAGGCAGAAGUCUUAUGGAUUGGAUUCGAUUGACCAAAAGUGGAAAGGAUCUGACAGGAUUGAAAGGAAGGUUAAUCGAUGUAACUGAAGAAGAACUUAAAAGACACAACAAAAAAGAUGAUUGUUGGAUAUGUAUAAGAGGGUUUGUUUAUAAUGUCAGUCCAUAUAUGGAGUAUCAUCCUGGUGGAGAAGAUGAACUAAUGAAAGCAGCAGGAUCAGAUGGUACUGAUCUUUUUGAUCAGGUUCAUCGUUGGGUCAAUUAUGAAUCCAUGCUGAAAAAAUGCCUGGUUGGCAGAAUGGCAGUUAAACCUACUCUUCCUAAAGACUAUCAGGAGGAAAAGAAGGUCUUAAAUGGUAUGCUUCCUAAGAGCCAAAUGACAGAUAUGCUUUCCAAAGAGCAUCCUAGUUCCCCAAGCUAUGACUGGUUCCAAACAGAGUCUUUAGUCACCCUUGUCAUAUAUACUAAGCAGAAGGAUAUCAAUUUAGAGUCAGUAAUAGUUGACCAUCAGCAUGAUUCCUUUAGAGCAGAAACAGUUAUCAAGGAUUAUUCGUAUCUCAUACAUCUUGGCCUAAGCCAUGAGAUUCAGGAAGAAUUUUCUGUGCGGGUUGUUGAAAAUGUGGGAAAAAUAGAGAUUGUCCUGAAGAAAAAAGAGAAUACUUCUUGGAAAUGUCUUGGUCGUCCCCUGGAGGGUCAUAAUUCAUUUAUUCCCAAGAAAGAUACAGGUUUGUACUACAGAAAGUGUCAGUUAAUUUCCAAGGAAGAUGUUACUCAUGAUACGAAGCUUUUCUGCCUGAAGCUGCCACCAAGCACUCAUCUUCAGGUGCCAAUUGGGCAACAUGUUUACCUCAAACUAACUAUUACAGGUACAGAAAUAGUGAAGCCAUAUACACCUGUAUCUGAUUCCUUACUCUCAGAGUUCCAGGAGCCAGUUCUUUGCAACAAUAAAUGCAUCUACUUCUUGAUCAAAAUCUAUCCUACUGGACUCUUCACACCAGAGCUUAAUCAUCUUCAGAUUGGAGAUUAUGUUUCCUUAAGCAGUCCUGAGGGCAAUUUAAAAAAAUCCCAGUUUCAAGAAUUAGAAGAUCUCUUUUUAUUGGCAGCUGGAACUGGCUUCACACCAAUGGUUAAAAUACUGAAUUAUGCAUUGACUAAUACGCUCAGUCUCAGGAAAGUGAAGCUAAUGUUCUUCAAUAAAACAGAGGAUGAUAUAAUUUGGAGAAGCCAACUGGAGAAAUUAGCAUUUAAAGAUAAGAGAUUUGACGUUGAAUUUGUUCUCUCAGAGCCUGUUUCUGAAUGGAAUGGCAAACAGGGACACAUUUCACCAGCUCUUCUUUCUGAAUUUUUUAUAAGAAGCUCAGAUAAAUCCAAAGUUCUUGUCUGCAUUUGUGGACCAACACCAUUUACAGAACAAGGGAUAAGAUUGCUGCAUGAUCUUAACUUUUCCAAAGAUGAGAUACAUAGUUUUACAGCAUAAUGAAGAACUGUCAUUGUCCUUUAUUCAGCUGAUUUAUCUAAAUUUGUGAUUGGUUAGAGUUUUCUAAGAGAACAUUUUUGUAUAUACAAAAAAACGAACUAGGAUCCAGGCUUCUGUUUCUUAAAUGAAAUCAAAUGUUCCUUCAGUAUAGAUAACUUGUGCUUUAUUUUGUACCAUAACUUAUUUUAUUACUACUGAUAUUUGACCUGGAAAUUCAGUCAUGACACAACAAAUGCAUACAGGAUUCUUUGUUAUGAAUCAUAAGUUUAUUUACCAUUUAAAUUGUCUACAUCACUGUUCUAAAAUAGGCACAUGUGUUUUAUGACAUGAUUAAGUAAAUGAUCACUUUGAUAACAUUUCUAUG